UUCGAUGACUGUUUUUAAAUAAAUGUGCAAAUUCUUUGCUAAUAAUAAAUUGUAAUCAAUUAACUUGUCAAUCGCAAUUCUGGAUGCACCUGGCGACGCGGACAUGAUCGCCGUCGCAGAACCGCCGCUGGAGUUUGUGCCGCGCGGCCGUCAGACGUCCGCGGAGCAUCCGGGUCCACAUGACCAGCCAAUGGCGCGCCACCAACUACCGACCACGGAGCAUCUGUUGCUGCAGCGCCUCCAGAAUGUGAACAUCUCGUCGGCCGGCGAGGACUGCACUCCGGGCGGUCAGGAGUCGUGGACGGUCCGAGAGCUGUACGAUGACUACGAGGCAUCCGAGGAGCGCGCCGCCCUGCGAUGCAAGUUGACCGAGCGGACCAAGCGAUGUGGUCCCCAGGCCACGACGCUGCCGAACAGACUGCUCAAUCCGCCGCUGAUGCGGCGCGUGGAGCCAAUGUGCGACUAUAUGGUUAACAACGAGGAGGAGCUCUACGUGAACCGGAACACGGUGGUGUGGACACAGGGCGUCAACGAUGACGAUGACACCGACAACGGGGUGUACCGGCGCAUGUGUUUCACCACCGAUACGCCGGUGCGCUUCGCCUGCUUUCUAAAACGCAGUUUUGUGCGCGGACGACUGGCACAGCUAAAGGCGGCUGUCGACCCGAAUGACGACCAUCUGACCGCCAUCUGUGUGAUGGAUCAGGACGCCCUGCGGGUGUACUGCAGCAACGGCGAGGACUUCCUGGCCAAUCUGGACUUUCCCGUGUCACAGCUGUGGCAAACGAAGUAUGGCCUGCUGCUGGAAAAGGACUCCAGCAAUGCCUUGAUAUCUCACAUGUCCAUCCCGAUGCCGCGUCUCUUCUCCAUGUCGCAUCCGCUGCACGAGGCCUGUCCCGUCGUCCUGAAGACGUCCACCGGCUCCACCGGCUACAUGACCGAACCGGAGUACACUGUGGUCUUCACCACCGAGGAUUCGGACUUGGUUAUGCUGUACGAUGCCAAGUUCUGUAAGCAUUUCGUUGCACGCCUGCGUAAGGUAACGCCCGAAGAGGUCAACUAUGUGAGUCAGCAGAUGGAGCUGGGACAGACGCUAAUGGGACCCAGGUCGAUGGCAGGCAAUAGCUUCAGUUCCACCAAGCAAACUGGAGCCACACCAAAAGCAACGAACUUCUCGUUCGCGGCCAGGACUACCAACACCACCACCAUGGGCAUGGGCAACCAGUUCGGACUCAGCCAGUCGCAGUCGUUCAGCGGAGUUCUUGGCCAGUCGAAUCGCGCCUCCCUGGGCACUCCAUUGAGCCAACUGCAGAACAGCAUUAGCCAGCAGUCCAUGUCCGUGAAGGAUAUGCGCAAGUUAACGCACGUAAAGCCGGCAAAGCCCAUUGAGCCGGAAUUGUGCAUGGAGCACAUCUGGACGGAGAACACCUACGGAACUCAACGAGAAUUCUGCGAGAUGGCCACCCGAGCAUUUAUCCACACGGAUUUGGUGGGUCAGACCUUUCUGUGCUACCUGCUGUCCCGCUCGUGCCGCCUUCAGUUGGUCCGCCUCACUGGCUACGAAAGUGGCGAGUUGCACCUCUCCACGUUCGCCUCCACGCUGGCCGCCAAAGAUGCAGUGGGUCUCCAGAGAAUGCACAUGAUUGCCGUCCUCGAUCCGAGUGGCAGCUUACUUCUAUACACAGGCACCGUGCUUAUAUCCAAGGUGCACAUCACGCCGUUUUUGGCGCCUACCCCCAUUCCCACACCGCUGGUAACGCCCAUGGCUGCUGCGGCAUCUCCGUCGGCUCCGUCGGCCUCGCCUGCUCCGUCUCAUGUCAAAACACCAAUGUCAGCUGCUGCACCUGCAAGCGGCAUUCCGUCCGGCAGCAGUUCUUUCGUGGAGGUGCGAAGGAGCAGCCUACUGCCCACAAAAGCGCCGGGGGAUGUGGCUGCCUUCGAAGAGGAGCUGCACAUGCUGUCGCCCAUCCAACCGCAGCCGGUGUCCUACACACAGCGGCAGGCGCACAAUGUCUGCAAAUCGCUGAGAGAUCCGGCAGGCAAUCGAUUGACUUUGGUUUAUGCCACCGGCAGAAUGCUCAGAAUAGCGCUGCCAUUUCUAAAUGACACACGAUUGCUUACCAGAUGUGUGGCUACGCUACGGCAGGUUCUAAGUCCGACCCAGUUCCUGGACUUUGUUAUCCGUUGGUAUAGCGACAGGAAUCCGCCGGGAUCGAGGAAUUACUCCAUAGAGCAGGAAUGGCUGCUAUUCCGGUCCACACUGCUCGCCCUAAUGGGUCUGACUGCUGCACCGGAUGUGGAUGCGGGCGAGAACUACGCUAGAUGUGCCACGCCACCGCUGCACACUCAAUUUGGAGGCGGCGCUACUGCGGCGGAAUCGAGUAACGGUUCUAGUUGCAGCUCCAGUUCCACACUGGGCGGCCAGGAUGAGCCGAAGAAACGGCGAAUAUACAAUGAUUGCGAUGAUUUCACGGACGACGACUGGGAGUUCCUGCUGCUCCAGACGACACUGGCUCCCUGCGGAGCCGAUGGCCACAGCUACAGCGUGAACAUCGGUGCGCUGCUCUUCCAAAUGAUCCCCGCCAUCUUCUUCAGCUUGCAUUUACUGUACGAGGAUCUCAAACUGGACGCUGACUUCUAUGGAGCGCUUCCAUAUCUGGCAACGUUCCUACACCAGCUGGCCAUCGAUAUGCAGCUGGAAAGCUAUGUGCUGCACUACAUACUGGACUUCCCGGAACUCUCGAAUCGCACGGGCAAGCUCUCGUUGCUGGGAGCUGAUCACGGGGCUAUGAUGCUGCACCAGGAGCUUCUGAGGGUUCCGGCACCCAGUGUGUUUGCCCAACUCGAGCACAUUAUCGUCGGCGAGGAGGAGGUGAUGCCUUACACCUUCUUGGAGUGCGUUAACGAGAGGAGUCGCAUUUUACUGCAGCUCGUAUCGCUGGUGGCUCAUGGGCAUGAGCGUCUGAAUUACUGGUGGCAGCUGCUCGAGAUCCCCGGCGCCGUUCAGGCAAACUUUACGCGGUGUUCUAAGCGCAAUAUCACGGCGGAUGCUCCGCGUAGCCAUCAGAUGUUACAGCUGCUGCUGGCCAUGCGCUUGACACGGCGAGACAUUGAAAGAUUCCCGGCGGCAGUGCAUCUGAUCGUAGCGGAGGCACUGGAGGAGGCUCGCCUAUCGCCGCCCAUGGGCUGCAGCAUGGCCACCUAUGAACUUAUCCUGCGUCCGGAAUUGGCGGCCCACGCUCAACUGCCGUUCCUCGAAACGAGCACUGGGCAACCGCACUGUGGCCGAGUCUACAAGGAAGAUUCCCUGUCAGCGAGGUGUCCGCCGACCGGCGGAUUAGAAACUGAUGCACCGGCCCAAUUGCGACGCGAUGACAUGGACAACAUGGACACAAAACUGCUGCGUCUGCGUUUUCCCGAUGACAUGCGGGUGGAUGAAGUGCGUCGUCUGCUCAACAGCUCGGAACCGGUGGUCAUUGAAGUGCAGCAGGCACCGGGAACCAGCGAUCACGAGUUCAUUGAGGAGCAGGAGAAGCAACUGUUUGCACUAUGUGCGCGGACAAUGACACUGCCCCUGGGCAGAGGUAUGUUCACCCUGAGAACGAUGUUGCCGCGGCCCAGCGAAAGCUUGGUCAUGCCCAAAUUGUGCCUGUUGGGCAAGGAGCCGGUGAAAGGCACCACCAUCGAAAUGCAGCAGAUCGAGUUCCCAGCCAAUAUGCAAAUGUGGCCAUCGUUUCACAAUGGCGUGGCCACUGGCCUGAAGAUCUCGCCCCAGGCUCAGGACGUUGACUCCAAUUGGAUUGUCUACAACAAGCCCAAAACGCAUUCGCACAAUGCCCUGGAGCACGCUGGCUUCCUCAUGGCCCUGGGCUUGAAUGGUCACCUAAGGACACUGUCCUUCAUGAGUGUCUAUAAGUAUUUGGUUAAAUGCGAUGAGAUGACCAACGUGGGUCUGCUGCUGGGCAUUUCCGCCGCCCAUCGCGGCACCAUGGAUACGAAAACCACAAAGUUGUUGAGCGUUCACUUGGAGGCACUGCUGCCAGCCACCGCCAUGGAGUUGGAUAUACCGCAAAGCACACAGGUGGCUGCUAUAAUGGGCAUCGGUUUGCUCUAUCAAGGAUCAGCUAAGCGCCACAUAGCCGAGGUGCUGCUCCAGGAGAUUGGCCGUCCUCCAGGCCCAGAGAUGGAGAACAGCAUUGAGCGCGAAUCGUAUGCCAUGACAGCUGGACUAUCCCUCGGAUUGGUUACCCUCGGUCAGGGUGAAUCGCCGGCGGGCCUCAGGGACCUCCAACUGCCGGAUACACUGCACUACUACAUGGUCGGUGGAGUGAAGAGACCCAUCAGCGGCUCCCAGAAGGAGAAAUACCGACUAGCCUCGUUCCAAGUUCGUGAAGGCGAUACCGUUAACAUAGAUGUCACUGCUCCGGGUGCAACGCUCGCAUUGGGACUCAUGUUCUUCAACUCGGGGAACGCGGCUAUUGCCGAAUGGAUGCAGCCGCCAGACUCGCGAUAUCUACUGGACAUGGUGCGACCUGAUUUUCUUCUGUUGCGCACUAUUUCCCGGGGCCUCAUCCAGUGGGAGAAUGUCCAGCCGAACAACGCGUGGUUCCAGGCACAGUUUCCGCGAGCACUUCGAGCUCACCUGAAACUCCCGUUCUACGAAAAUGAGUAUGCCCCCGAGGAUCAUGACGUGGACUACGAGGCCAUCUCGCAAGCCUAUUGCAACAUCAUGGCUGGAGCUGCCUUCUGCAUUGGUCUCAAGUACGCCGGCACUGAGAAUAUGGUGGCCUUUGCCACGCUGCGGUCCGUGAUCAAGGAUUUCCUGCGCUUCCCCAGCAGGCCGAUGGGCGAAUGUGCCGGCCGCACCACCGUGGAGAGCUGCCUGAUGGUGCUGCUCAUCUCGAUCUCGCUAGUGUUCGCCGGCUCAGGCAACUGCGAAAUUCUUCGCAUAAUUCGCUUUCUCAGGUCGCGAGUGGGACCACAAUAUCCGCACAUAACCUACGGCUCCCACAUGGCCAUACACAUGUCGCUGGGCCUGCUAUUCCUCGGCGCGGGUCGCUUCACCAUUUCCCAGACACCGGAGUCGGUUGCUGCACUGGUCUGCGCCUUCUUCCCCAAGUUUCCCAUACACAGCAACGACAAUCGAUACCAUCUGCAAGCGCUGAGACAUCUCUAUGUACUGGCUGUGGAGCCGCGCCUGUUCCUUCCCCGGGACAUUGACACCAAUAAGCUGUGUCUGGCCAACAUAUCCGUGCUGGAGGUGGGUGCCACCGAGCUGCGCCGCCUGCCCAUCGCUCCCUGCAUCCUGCCAGUGCUGAGCAGCCUGCAGCAGGUGGUGGUGGACGACGAGAACUAUUGGCCAGUGUGCUUCGAGCGAUCGCGCAACUGGCAUCAGCUGGAAAGGGCGCUGGAGAUGAGUGCACCGAUUGAUAUUAAGAAGCGAACAGGCUGCCUUUCCCACUUGGAGGACCCGGACAGGUUGAAGAGCAUGCUGGCCCAAACAUUGACGAUGGAACAGAGCAUCUGUUGGCAGAUCGACAUGAACGACCUGCAGCAGUUCGCCAGCGAACGCAUGGUGAAGCAGUUCCUCAGUCGCUGCCUGGACACCAACGGCACGGAUUUGAGUCCCCCGGAGCUGAUGAAGCGACACCAGGUGAUGCUGCUAUUCUACAAUGCCGUGGUCAAGGAUCGCAUGCAUUUCCUGCCGGUUUACCUAACACUAUACGAUCACGUAACCAAGUCCAUGCCGAACAACAUCGAUGUGUGGCAGAUGAAGCUCAUCGAUGCCUAUUUGAGUCGCAGCCAGGAGUCCCAGCAUCCGCUCAUCUCCGUGGAGCUCAUCCAGAUGAUGCAAGAGCUCUUCAAGCAGGAAAUGGAGGACUCGACGCGCGAGUUGUGCCUACCGCUGCGCGAGUUCCUCAGUCGAAGGCGUCUGGAUCCCAGCUAUGUGACCACCGUCAGUGGACCGGACUUGCAGCGCGCUUUCUGCGUGAUCAAUUACUACAAUCUGUUGCCGAAUAUGUUGAAUGGAGUGGACUUGAGCACGGGCACAGUUAACUACUUGCGUCUUAUGUACGAAUUCCGCCGACUGAAUCUCGGCGCGCACACCAUCUUUGGCCUAAUGAAGAUUCUGCAGUCACUGGCCACCGAGGUGGUGACUCUGGAUGAGGCAGCCCUUCUGGCGUACACCAUGGGCGACCAGUGAUGCCCGAUGGAAAUUCUUUUUUGCUAGACCUGGAACAUUUCUUCUGACGUCUGCGAUUCAUAUUGUACAUUCAUAUCUAAAUUACAUUAUUGCACAUUAUUUCUAAAUUUCGCCGCCACUUGUAAUCGAAACUUUGCAUAAAAGUUUGCUGCUGUAUUCUUGAAAUUAUAUUGUUAUACAAUCAUGUCGAAACGUUUUGGAUAUAAAUAUUUGAAUGCAUGUUUAACGAUAUGAACUAGCACAAAAAUUGUAUAAAAUAUAUUUACAAAUAAAUAGUCCAUAACGUUUGCAAAAAUUAA
Messenger RNA from Drosophila sechellia, 6504 nucleotides. RefSeq names its product anaphase promoting complex subunit 1 (gene shtd). The transcript has 8 exons. Lineage: Eukaryota; Metazoa; Arthropoda; Insecta; Diptera; Drosophilidae. Bases 104 to 6205 code for a protein of 2033 amino acids. Gene Ontology annotation, molecular function: molecular adaptor activity. Gene Ontology annotation, cellular component: anaphase-promoting complex. Gene Ontology annotation, biological process: anaphase-promoting complex-dependent catabolic process; metaphase/anaphase transition of mitotic cell cycle; protein K11-linked ubiquitination. The record is from RefSeq and is a predicted model, not a curated record.